Sinocyclocheilus anshuiensis is the source of this 2318-nucleotide messenger RNA. Its product is annotated as protein Smaug homolog 1-like. Gene Ontology annotation, biological process: negative regulation of translation; nuclear-transcribed mRNA poly(A) tail shortening; regulation of mRNA stability. The record is from RefSeq and is a predicted model, not a curated record. NCBI's taxonomy places the organism in Eukaryota, Metazoa, Chordata, Actinopteri, Cypriniformes, Cyprinidae. Bases 93 to 1358 code for a protein of 421 amino acids. The transcript is spliced from 10 exons. Gene Ontology annotation, molecular function: mRNA binding; protein binding; translation repressor activity. Gene Ontology annotation, cellular component: P-body.
GGCCUGAUCUCACGCCGCAUGUUUGUUUUCUCACAGUCCUGUCGGGUGGGCAGCACAGUCCUCUGAGGCGUUCAGUGUCUCUGACCCCUCCGAUGAGCGGCGGAUCUAACCAGCCUCUGGGGCACGGAUGGCUCUCCCAGGAGGACCUGCGUCCCCGCGGGCCGGCCCCUGACCACGCCCCCAUCUCUCCUCAGAGCAGCGUGGCGUCCUCGGGCAGCGGAGGCAGCGAGCACCUGGAGGAACACGCUGCUGUCCGAAGUACAUUCCAUGAGGAGGGCAGCGGGAUGAGGGAUGUGCCGUCAUGGCUGAAGAGUCUCCGUCUCCAUAAGUACGCUGGGCUCUUCUCCACCAUGACCUAUGAUGAGAUGAUGUCAAUGACGGAGCAGAAGUUGGAAGCUCAGCAAGUCACCAAAGGGGCACGGCACAAGAUCAUCAUCAGUAUUCAGAAGCUGAAAGACAGACAAAACAUGCUACGCUGUUUGGAGAAGGAUAUUUUGGAGGGAGGGAAUCUACGUGCUCCUUUGCAGGAGCUCCACCAGAUCAUCCAGACACCCAUUAAAGCCUGCAGCACAGAGGAGUCUUCACAGCGCCACCUGCUGAGCGCAGAGGGGAAGAGCAGCAUGGCCAGUUCCCACCUGGGCGGAGGAGAGACGGAGGGCAGCUCCACGGUCAUAGCCGAGGGAGACAUCCCUGCUCAAUUCACUCGCGUCAUGGGCAAAGUUUGCACACAGCUCCUUGUCUCCGGGUCAGAUGAGGAGAACAUUAGUUCCUACCUACAGCUUAUUGAUAAGUGCCUAAUCCAUGAGGCCUUCACAGAGACGCAGAAGAAGAGGUUGUUAUCAUGGAAACAGCAGGUGCAGGUGCAGUUCCGGUCAAUUUCACGGAAAACUCUCCUUGACCUAACAGGACAGAGAAGAAGCAGUCGUUACGGUCAGUCCAACUCCCUCCCAACCACGGGCUGCGUAGGCAGCAGCGUUCCCACCCGGAGGAACCUGCGGCAGUAUCAGAUGCGGAGUUUGCCUGGUGUUAGACCCGUCCUUUUGAGUACCACCGGCCUGUUCGGACCAACCCCCCGAAGCAGCAGCAGCACUCCAGCCGGCCUGAAGCAGGGAAGACAGGGUUUGUGGUUUGCCAAUCCAGGGGGCAGUAACAGCAUGCCCAGCCGCACCCACAGCUCAGUUCAGAGGACCCGAUCGCUACCCGUCCACACCAACCCACACACUAUGGCCAUGUUCCAGCAAACAGAUUUACAGGUGCCUGUGACUGAGCCUGACAUCAAUAACCGUUUGGAGUCUCUGUGUCGCAGCAUGACUGAACACGCUCUGGGAGAUGGCGUUGAUCGAACUUCAACCAUCUGAGAGAAGAAAAGGGGGCACACAGGGAGAAGGCAUGCCUGGCAGCAGGGGGAAAGGUCAUCACGAGGUCACAAGCCUCUCUGCCUAUAAACUCCCCCCCUCCACCUGCUCACCUACCAAUGACAAAUAGCCAAUAAGAGAGGUGGGGCGUGGUCUACACAGUGCCAUUCACCAUUUUCUGAAAGGAUUACCACAAGCAAGUUCUGUCACUAUGACUACUUCAGCGUGUUUACAUUCGAGUUUGGGAGAAAAUCACAUCUUCAGCACUUCCUUAGAACGCCGCAAAGGGUCUACGUGUCGACAGGCCAUUAGAGGGGGUCCGUAACGCAACGGAGACAACUCAAAGCGUUCAGGUGGCGGUCUGGGACGUCACAAAUUCCAAACCAACCAGUAGAAAAAACCAGAUCAAGAUUCGAGUUACAGAUUCGAUUUCUGUGCCUCUGUGCAGAUGUGAAAAAUAUUACAUUAUAGUAUGUUUACACGUAAUACUGUCAAGAAAAUCAGAAGUCAUUUUUUUCAGGUGCGAGCGUUGUCAAAAUCCGAGAACGGUGUACAGCUUUAGGUUCCCAAAUGGCUUCAUACUAGUUUACAAUUGUGUUUGUAUUUAUUGUUUUGUUGUUGUAGUUUUCUUUUGAGCCAGCAGGAAAGCUGAUUUACAACACUACAAAGACAGUAAGAGCUACGGAUGGUACUCAGAAGAAAGAGAGGGAACAUGAGAGCAGAGAUGGGAAAGGAAACAGGAAGUGAUGUCAGCAGAAGGGUCUGUAGAGGGAGCGAGGAAUGUCGUACAUGGAUUCUGAUGUAAGGAAUAGUAGAGGGAGAUCAGGAGGUCAGAGGAAUAUAGGAGAAAUGCCAGCAAAUGCAAGUAGAUGGAAAGGUUGAAGAGGAGCAGGUGAACAUAGAGGUCAGAGGUGCGCAAGUCCAGACAGAAUAUGCAGAAAUAUAUAAAAUAAUAGAAAUCAU